This is a messenger RNA of Tribolium castaneum (red flour beetle), 1615 nucleotides long. It is a transcript of the gene Ddc, whose product is annotated as dopa decarboxylase. Gene Ontology annotation, cellular component: cytoplasm. The record is from RefSeq and is marked provisional. Lineage: Eukaryota; Metazoa; Arthropoda; Insecta; Coleoptera; Tenebrionidae. Gene Ontology annotation, biological process: serotonin biosynthetic process; amino acid metabolic process; catecholamine metabolic process. Gene Ontology annotation, molecular function: aromatic-L-amino-acid decarboxylase activity; pyridoxal phosphate binding.
UGGUGAAUUGACUCUAGUGUUUAGCUGUGAUUCGUGUCGGGUGAUUCGACUCCUGCUGCCUGCAGGAUAAUUGCAUCUGAAAUGGAAGCUAAUCAGUUCAAGGAUUUCGCGAAGGAGAUGAUCGAUUACGUCUCCGGGUAUCUGGAGAACAUCAGAGAUAGACGCGUGUUACCCACGGUUGAACCGGGGUAUCUGCGCCCCCUGAUCCCAGCCACCGCCCCCCAAAAGCCCGACAAAUGGGAGGACGUGAUGGCCGAUAUCGAGCGUGUCAUCAUGCCGGGGGUGACACACUGGCAUUCGCCCCGGUUUCACGCCUAUUUCCCCACCGCCAACUCCUACCCCGCGAUCGUGGCCGACAUCCUCAGCGGCGCCAUCGCCUGCAUCGGCUUUUCCUGGAUUGCUAGUCCCGCUUGCACCGAGCUAGAAGUCGUGAUGCUGGACUGGUUGGGCAAGAUGAUCGGUCUCCCGGAGGACUUCCUGGCCUGUUCUGGAGGCAAAGGGGGGGGCGUGAUCCAAGGGACGGCCAGCGAAGCGACUCUGGUGGCCCUUCUAGGGGCCAAGGCCCGCAUGAUCGACCGCGUGAAGAAGGAAAAGCCGGAAAUGAGCGACUCGGAAAUCGUCGCCAAACUAGUCGCUUACACUUCAGCCCAGAGCCACUCGUCGGUCGAGCGCGCGGGGCUGCUAGGGGGCGUCAAAAUGCGCGGGCUCCAGCCUGAUGAUAACAACAGACUCAGAGGCGAAACGCUGGAAGUGGCGAUCAAGGAAGACCGUGAGGCUGGCCUUAUUCCAUUUUACGUUGUGGCCACUCUGGGCACCACCUCCUCGUGCACGUUCGACAACCUGGAGGAGCUGGGUCCCGUGUGCAACUCGAACAACAUCUGGCUGCACGUGGACGCCGCUUACGCCGGCUCCUCCUUCAUCUGCCCGGAGUUCCGCUACUUGAUGAAAGGCAUUGACCGCGCGGACUCCUUCAACUUCAACCCGCACAAAUGGCUCUUGGUCAACUUCGACUGCUCCACCAUGUGGCUCAAGGACCCCUCCUGGCUCGUGAACGCCUUCAACGUCGACCCCCUCUACCUAAAGCACGAGCAACAGGGUGCAGCCCCCGACUACCGCCACUGGCAAAUCCCGCUCGGCCGCAGAUUCCGCGCUUUGAAGCUUUGGUUCGUUUUACGAUUGUACGGAAUCGAGAAUCUCCAAGCUUUUAUCCGGAAACAUGUGGAGCUGGCACACUAUUUCGAGUCGCUGGUGAGGGGGGAUGAGAGGUUUGAGAUAACGGAGGAAGUGGUCCUGGGACUGGUUUGCUUCCGGCUGAAGGCUUCGAACGAGAUUAAUGAAGCUUUGCUCAAGAGGUUGAACGGUAGAGGGGUCAUCCAUUUAGUACCGUCGAAAAUCAGGGACGUUUACUUCCUGAGGUUGGCGAUCUGCUCGAGGUUUACGGAGAUGGCGGAUAUUGAUAUUUCGUGGAAGGAAGUCAAGGAAGCCGCCGAUGAAGUUUUGAAAAAAUAAAUGAAGACAAUCUAGACUUAAGUUACGUUGUAAAUUAUUUAUUUAUCGUUGUAUAUAUUUAUCGUUGACCAAAUGUACCGAGGACCAAAUAAACAAUCAGCAAUCA